This is a messenger RNA of Physeter macrocephalus (sperm whale), 1329 nucleotides long. It is a transcript of the gene FGF6, whose product is annotated as fibroblast growth factor 6. The transcript is spliced from 3 exons. The record is from RefSeq and is a predicted model, not a curated record. NCBI's taxonomy places the organism in Eukaryota, Metazoa, Chordata, Mammalia, Artiodactyla, Physeteridae. Gene Ontology annotation, cellular component: cytoplasm. Bases 225 to 851 code for a protein of 208 amino acids. Gene Ontology annotation, molecular function: fibroblast growth factor receptor binding; growth factor activity. Gene Ontology annotation, biological process: animal organ morphogenesis; positive regulation of gene expression; fibroblast growth factor receptor signaling pathway.
GCCAGCUAGACCGCGUCCCCAAGCCAUGGUCCGUACCGGCCGCGGCUCAGCCUGGGCCCCUCUGCUCCAGACCCGAGUGCCCAAAGCAGGCUUUUCUUUCAUGCCAGCAGCCUUUAACUGCCUUCCAAAAAUAAGCCCCUGCCGCCAUGCCGAGGGGAGAAAAACAAGAAGGGCGGUAUUUUUAGGGCCAUUAAUUCUGACCACGUGCCUGAGAGGCAAGGUGGAUGGCCCUGGGACAGAGGCUGCUCAUCACUAUGUCCCGGGGAGCAGGACGUCUGCAGGGCACGCUGCGGGCUCUCAUCUUCCUCGGCGUCCUCGUGGGCAUGGUGGUGCCGUCUCCCGCGGGCUCCCGCGCCAACAGCACGCUGCUGGCUUCGAGGGGCUGGGGCACCCUGCUGUCCAGGUCUCGGGCUGGGCUGGCUGGAGAGAUUGCUGGCGUGAACUGGGAAAGCGGCUAUUUGGUGGGGAUCAAGCGGCAGCGGAGGCUCUACUGCAACGUGGGCAUCGGCUUCCACCUCCAGGUGCCCCCCGACGGCCGGAUCAGCGGCACCCACGAGGAGAACCCCUACAGCUUGCUGGAGAUUUCCACAGUGGAGCGAGGCGUGGUGAGUCUCUUUGGGGUGAAAAGUGCCCUCUUCGUUGCCAUGAACAGUAAAGGAAGAUUAUACACCACGCCCAGCUUCCAAGAGGAGUGCAAAUUCAGAGAGACCCUCCUGCCCAACAAUUACAACGCCUAUGAGUCAGACCUGUACCGAGGCACCUACAUCGCGCUGAGCAAAUACGGACGGGUGAAGCGGGGCAGCAAAGUGUCCCCGACCAUGACCGUCACUCACUUCCUCCCCAGGAUAUAAGGACCCUGAAGGAAGGCUCACAGGCGGAAAGCGAUGCCUUUUCUGUUGGAAUUUUGCACGAGUGAACAAUUGCCCCCUCCUCCCAUGCCCCCCUAUUCGGGGUCCUUUUGUGCUUGGGGGGACCUGAGUCGGUUCCCUUGGCCACCGGACCCCAUAUGACAUGUGACCCACCCAAGUGAGGGGUUGCAGCCGGCAUCCUAGAAUGGCAAUGGAUCCCAUGCUCUGACCUCAUCUGAGGAAAGACGGUCCAGAGACACUUGGGGGAUGGGACCCUGGACACAGGAAGAGGCGGGGAGGAAGCAUGUGUGUGUGCUGAUGUAUAUCUGUACAUCUUGGUACAUAUCGUCAGAACCAAGGCAUCUCGGAACAGCAGGCUCCUUCCUCCCGGGGUCACCGCUUCAGGAAUCUGCCUGCAGGAAUGUCACCUGUGAACCCAGCAGGAUUGACACAUGCCUCCGUUCUGCCUCUUUCCAGUCAC